AAGUAUAUUAACGUAAAGCGUCUCGUUCGAAGAAGAAGAGCGUGAUUUGUUUAUGGGGCAUAUUAGCUGUUUGCUAACUAACGCUUUAUAAUAAUAAUAAUAAUAAUAAUUUGUAAACGAUUCGUCAUUAAAGCCUUUAUAUCGGUAUCGUUUAGACAGAAUGAUGAAACAGCAGAACGUGUCGUUUAUGCAGGUAAAAUUUGAACAGAUAGCCGGAUAGCUAGCGCGCUAAGUUAGCAUACGCGUUAGCAUUAGCGUUAGCUAGCGCGCUAAGUUAGCGUUAGCAUCGCCGGCUAAUUAAGAGCGGUUUAAUAAGUAAAGCGCGGAUUAGUGAGUGAGCUGCGAUUAUAUGAACCAGCUGGAACAUGUCUUUAGUGGCGUACGACAGCAGCGACGACAGUGAGCGCGACGACACGGUCCCAGUGUCCCGCAGCUCGGCUAAACACGGCGGCUUGUUCGCCUCCCUGCCCGCUCCCAAGCGUUCAGAGCCCGCGGUGGGAAACCUGAAGUCCGGCCCGGAGCCCCGAGGAAGGAAGCGCGCAGAGCCGGUCAGGAUCACUGCUCCAGAGAUCCAAGAGGAUAGUUCAGAUGAAGAAGAGGAACCUGUGAGAAAGAAAGUAGGAGCUCAGGGUGGUGGUCUGUCAUCUCUUCUUCCCCAACCCAAACACCUGAGUGUGAAGGAGAUGAAGCGCCCCCUGGUGCCACACACUCUUACCAAACGCCCCACUCCCGCUGGUCACACCAAAGGGACCAAGUCUGGGUCUCAGGGCGUGUCCGGGACGAGUCCGUCCCCGUCGGCCAUUAAAGCGGCGGCCAAGUCGGCAUCGCUGCAGUUCGCUCGUCAGAUCGCCGCAGACGAGGAGGGCAGUGACGACGAGCUCGCACCCGAGAAUUACUUCUCCCUGUCAGAAAGGUCUUCCGAGCCGCCGGCCGAGGUGCCGUAUCCCGAUCCUCAGCCCUACGCUCCCUCACUGCAGCCUCCUCCCAGCGUAGAAGACGCUCCGCUGGACUUCGGCUCAGGCGCAGAGUCCCAGUCCAAGCCAGCGUGGGGCGCUCACGAGUACCACACCGCCGAGCUCCAACCACAUGAUCUCACACCCGGCGCUCAGGAGUUUUAUACUCAGGGUUACUUUCAGGAGCAGAACUCGAGUUUUGAGCAGGAGGAAGGAGAAUCAUCUACUCUGUUCAACGAUGAAGCAUUCCGCAGGCUGCAGGGGAAACAGAACCGAGGGAAAGAAGAGAUCAAGUUCUUGGAAAUUAAAGGUGACGAUCAGCUCAGUGGCCAUCAGCAGUGGUUGAUGAAGAACAUGACGACAGAGAUGGAGCCACGCAAAUCCUUCAGUAAGAAAAAAGGAGACCAGCCGACGGGGCAACAGAGACGCAAACACCAGAUCACGUAUCUGAUACAUCAAGCUAAAGAGAGAGAGAUGGAGCUGAAGAACAGCUGGUCUGACAAUAAACUCACUCGCAGACAGACUCAGGCCAAAUACGGCUUCUAGAGAUCUGAAAAACCUCUCUGUGUGUGUGUGUGUGUGUGUGUGUGUACGUACAUGUUGGUCUGAGAAUUGUUUCAGCACUGAUUGAAACUCCAUCCAUAAUAUCACUUCAUGUACAUUGACCUGAAACAUCCAGUGUGUGUGUGUGUGUGUGUGUGUGUGUGAGUGUAUAUGUGCGUGCGUGUGUGUGUGCGCGCGCAUGUGUGUGUAUGUGUGUACGUGUGUAUGCCUAAAGGCUUAAAUGUCCCAGAACACAAACGUUUGUUCUGUCAUCGUGACCUGUGAACUCUAAAGGCCAACUCCUGGACUCCGUGCUGCUCUGAGGCUAACGAGGCUAACGUAGCUAACACACGAUUGAAGCGUACGGCUGCCGGUUUAGCAUGUCGUCAUUCUCCACAAAUAAUGUAAAUAUUCUGCCGUUCCGAUUCAGACUACGCCCCCUGCUGGUGGUGUGUGUAGUGAACCUCGCUACACUGGUGGCUUUACACUUCCUGUGUCAGCUACGUCCGUUUGUGUGGAAGCUCUGAGGGAAACUUGUGCAGGUUUAGUUUAGACACAAGUCCAAAUUCAUCAGCAGCUUCUGUUUGAGCUACAAGGCAACAAAUCUGUGAACUGUGUGUGUGUGUGUGUGUGUGUGUGUGGCGCAGUAAAUAUGUAAUACUCUGUAUAGCAACUUUUUUUUUAAUGUGAAGUAAAAUAUAAUAGAGAAAGUGUGAAGGAAAGGAAUGUUUUUCCCCAUAAAAGGACUUCCUGUUCUCUGUAUAAUGUGUCACUCUCAAACAGGUGUGUGUGUGUGUGUGUGAGAGAGAGAUCAGAGUUACUGAUAGAUAAAACCUGACCAAACAGAAUCUGAUGUAAAUAAACUUCAUUUAGUUCUGAAAGAUCAGA
Messenger RNA from Tachysurus fulvidraco (yellow catfish), 2384 nucleotides. RefSeq names its product proline rich mitotic checkpoint control factor (gene prcc). The record is from RefSeq and is a predicted model, not a curated record. The transcript is spliced from 7 exons. The coding region runs from base 366 to 1499 and encodes 377 amino acids. NCBI's taxonomy places the organism in Eukaryota, Metazoa, Chordata, Actinopteri, Siluriformes, Bagridae. Gene Ontology annotation, cellular component: nucleus.